CUGAGGAAUUGUGUUGUGGUCAGAGCAGACGUACACAUUCUCACACACAGGCCGAGUUUGUUGUUGCAGCCAGACAAUCUUAAAGAGCCAGAGUGGGUCUGCCAUGGAUUUAAUGGAGCUGUUCUUUGUCUGCCUUGGUGCUGCAGUCGUAGUCUUUUAUGGAGUGAAAAUGGUCCGCUUCGCUAAGAUGCUUUAUCCCAGAGUUUGCUUUCCGCAGCCAGAUUCCUUCUUUACAUCAAUGGGAGAGUGGGCAGUGGUCACUGGUGGGUCAGACGGGAUAGGGAAGGCUUACGCCUUUGAGCUGGCAGGACGUGGGCUGAACGUGGUGAUCCUGAGCAGAACCAAGGACAAACUGGACCGGGUGGCACUGGAGAUAGGAGAAACCACGGGUCAGAAAGUGAAAGUGAUCGUAGCUGAUUUCACUGAGGAUGACAUGUAUGAACACAUUGAGGAGAACCUGAAAGGCUUAAAUAUCAGUGUAUUAGUGAACAACGUGGGGAUUCUGCCUAGUCAUAUUCCCUGCAAGUUCCUGCAGACUAAGGACCUGGAACAGAGAAUUACAAAAGUGAUCAACUGCAAUGUGAAAGCCUUGGUCAAGAUGUGCCAAAUAGUCCUGCCAGGGAUGGAGAAGAGGUGUUUUUGGAGAGUAUUUGAGACUUCACAUUGUCAACGAAAUCCAAAAGGGAAGGGAGUGAUCGUGAACAUCUCCUCUGGUGUGGCCAGUGUUCCCUCCCCCAUGUACACCAUGUACUGUGCAUCAAAGGUGUUUGUGGAGAGGUUCUCUCAAGGUCUGCAGGCUGAAUAUAAAGCAAAAAGAGUCAUGAUACAGGCAGUGGCUCCAUUUGGGGUGUCCACCCCAAUGACGGGCUACCAGAAGUCCAACAUGGUGACCCUGACAGCGGAAGACUUUGUCAGGACAUCCCUGGAGUACCUCCAAGCCGGGGACAAGACCUACGGCAGCAUCUGUCACACAGUACUGGCUUGGAUGGUACAGGCUGUUCCUCAGCAGAUCCUUCACAGUGAGACCAUGCAGGACAGUCUACUGGAGUAUGUGAAGAAAAGAGUGGGGACAUAGUGCAUGGGUUGAUCUCCUAUGACCUAUGUUAUCAUCAUGUACUGUAUGCAUGUCUGUACAUAAGAUAUGAUGCCUUUUAUAUAACUUUUUCUCAUGUAUGUAUUUCUAAAACAAGAGGACUCUAAAGGCAUUUUUAACUCAUUCUUCUAUGUGAUACUGACUGAAAAUGAGAAGUCACACCAACCUUUCCCAGCAUGCUCUGCUGUGGGUCGAUAUGUUGGAAUCUGUGUUUUUGUAAUGUACAUUGAGUGAUUGAUUAAUCUUAUACUACACAAAGAUAUAUAACAUACUUUUUAUAAACUAAUCCAAUAA
Molecule: messenger RNA, 1387 nt
Organism: Oncorhynchus gorbuscha (pink salmon)
Lineage: Eukaryota; Metazoa; Chordata; Actinopteri; Salmoniformes; Salmonidae
Gene: hsd17b3
Product: hydroxysteroid (17-beta) dehydrogenase 3
Exons: 11
Coding region: 104-1075 (323 amino acids)
Cellular component (GO): endoplasmic reticulum
Molecular function (GO): testosterone dehydrogenase (NADP+) activity
Source: RefSeq, a predicted model, not a curated record